GCGGUCGCACGCGCAGUGUCUGCAGCAGCCGGAGGUUCGAUGCAAUGCGUGGCUCCUCGCGUCGGGCCUCCUCGUCCCCAUGGUAGCCCCCGCAGAGCCCGCCUAUGAACCUGGACGACAGGAACAGGCUGACCGAGUUUAGCCGCAACUUCAGCGAGUCGUCUAUGUACGCCUCCUAUGUGACGGCCUGGAACAGAGUGGUCUUGUGCUACGAGGGCUCCGCUUCUGCCCCGCAAGGUAAAAACUGGGGCAUGGACAGGCUGACAGCAAUCCGCAACUUCUUCCGCCGCUGGUUUUGUCGGAACAAGGAGGUCGCCGCCGCUGCCGGACACAAUGCGGACCACGCCGAGUCUGCUGCCGGUGGCGCUGCCAACCACGCAAACGUGGUUACCAAACAUGACGAGCAGCUGGGAGAUCACAAGGAUCCCAACGACGACUACCAGAACCAAGUUGCAAGGCCAGCGCAACUGAAGAGUCCCUUCACGCACAGUCUCAAAUGUGGACAUUUCUAGUUUCUGUUGGCAUUGCUUUCGCAGCCACCUUGGAUUUAUCUCGCGCUAUGUCACGCGUUGUGCCGAUGGGACAGAAGUCAAAGUUGCCGCCGCUGUGACUACCUACAGCUGUCUGUAGAUGGCGCGGCAUGUCUAAUAAAAUCACUGC
Dermacentor silvarum is the source of this 660-nucleotide messenger RNA. RefSeq lists its product as uncharacterized. The transcript is spliced from 3 exons. Bases 105 to 512 code for a protein of 135 amino acids. NCBI's taxonomy places the organism in Eukaryota, Metazoa, Arthropoda, Arachnida, Ixodida, Ixodidae. The record is from RefSeq and is a predicted model, not a curated record.